This is a messenger RNA of Carica papaya (papaya), 3298 nucleotides long. The record is from RefSeq and is a predicted model, not a curated record. Lineage: Eukaryota; Viridiplantae; Streptophyta; Magnoliopsida; Brassicales; Caricaceae.
AUCUGGAUGUGGAUGUGGAUGUGGAUGUCCAUGUCCAUGGUUGCCUCUUUCACCUCACAAUUCCCCAAAUCCGCCCCCUGUUUUUCUGCAACCUUUCUCCGCCACUUUAUUUCCAGUAAUUCCUUUGCGUUUCAAUCAUUUAGCUCGAUUAUAGUUCCUUUUACCAGAACCUAGAUGCUGGAGUUGGUAGGUAGGAGACUGAGUCUCCGGAACUGCAGGUGCAGAUUCGGGGAAGUUUCUGCAAGUCGCCCUCACACCUCAUUGUUUGUUUGAUUUUUAGAUGCAAACAAUCAUUUCUUCAAUUCUCAAACUAUCACAUUUUGUCACUGGCGGUAUCUGAAUCUCCGGGAUAUACAUACACGUAGGCAGACACACACACACACAUACAUAUUAUAUUGCUUUUCAAUCUCCAUCGUCUCUAGGUCGGCUCUUCAAUUGUUGGUUUUUAUAAUUAUGUGCUAUUCUGAUUUCUUUAUUUACAACUUCGUCAUCGUUGUUUCCUCCUGAGGAAUUUUGUAUCUAAAUAUAAACAAUUGAUUAUUUUAAGCUUUCAAAGUCAUCGGCGAGGAAUCUGAAUUCUAGGAAGAAAGAGUCUCUUCGUAUUUCUCUUGCUCGGCUCAUUUCCAGGUUCAUGUGUCUCAUAACGUAAAUAAGCAACUUCUAGAGUACCUGAAAGCAAAUAAUAUAUAUAUAUACUGUUGGAUGUAGAAGUAAAGGAAUUUUUUUUUUUUUUUUUUGGAAAAAAGAAUUAAAAAAAAAUGAAGAUAGUAGUCCCUCAGGCCCAGGCUAUGCAGUCUUAUAAAAAUCCUAAUGUCUUGGGUGGCGUAUCAGCGUAUGGAGGUCCCUUGUUGUUGGUCAUCAGCGCCAAAUCAUUGCUAGUCAAACGCUCGCGGGGAGUUGCAAACCCGAUCUCUCUGGCCCCUUCGUCGUCUUCUUCCUUCAAUUCGACUAACUGGAUGGCAUCUGCAGGCAGCACCAUCAAUGGCAAGACAUGGAAUCAGUUAAGGCAUGUGGAAUCCAUGUCGAGCCUGCCGUCAGGUGCCGGCAAGAUCUCUCACCUCAACGCGGUCAUCUUGGGAGAGGCUCUUGCAUCCGAGGAGAACGAUCUCGUCUUCCCCAGCGAAGACUUCUCCAACCAGGCUCUCGUCCCUUCUCCUCAAAAGUACUUAGAGAUGUAUAAAAAGUCAAUCGAGGACCCGGCUGGCUUUUGGUCGGAUAUCGCAACUGAGUUUUACUGGAAGCAGAAAUGGGAAGAGAAAGUCUAUUCCGAGAAUCUGGACGUCAGGAAAGGCCCCAUUCACAUUGAGUGGUUCAAGGGGGGUAUCACCAAUAUUUGCUACAACUGUUUGGAUAGGAAUGUAGAAGCCGGCCUGGGUGACAAAGUCGCUAUUUACUGGGAACCCAAUGAGCCCGGUUUUGAUGCCACUUUAACUUACUCCCAGCUGCUUCACGGAGUUUGUCAGCUUGCAAACUACUUGAAAGAUGUAGGUGUCAAAAAGGGGGAUGCUGUUGUAAUUUAUUUACCCAUGCUUAUGGAGCUUCCUAUUGCCAUGCUUGCUUGUGCCCGGAUUGGUGCUGUUCACUCGGUUGUAUUUGCUGGUUUUUCGGCAGAGUCACUUGCACAACGAAUCAUGGACUGUAAACCAAAAGUUGUACUAACUUGUAAUGCUGUCAAAAGAGGUCCCAAGUUAAUCAACCUUAAAGACAUUGUUGAUGCUGCUCUCCUUGAAUCCACCCAAAAUGGGAUUUCUGUAGAUGUAUGCUUAACAUACGAAAACCAAUCUGCCAUGAAGAGGGAAAGCACAAAUUGGCAAGGUGGAAGAGAUAUAUGGUGGCAGGAUGUUGUCCCCAAAUAUCCCACAACUUGUUCGCCGGAGUGGGUUGAUGCAGAAGAUCCUCUUUUUCUGCUCUAUACUAGUGGGAGUACCGGAAAGCCAAAGGGUGUUGUGCAUACAACUGGAGGAUACAUGGUUUACACUGCAACAACAUUCAAGUAUGCAUUUGACUACAAGCCAUCAGAUGUUUACUGGUGUACAGCAGAUUGUGGUUGGAUUACUGGGCAUAGUUAUGUCACUUAUGGACCCCUACUUAAUGCAGCCGCGGUCAUUGUUUAUGAAGGGGCUCCAAAUUAUCCUGACCCUGGACGUUGUUGGGAUAUUGUUGACAAGUACAAGGUCUCAAUAUUCUACACUGCCCCGACAUUGGUGCGGUCCCUCAUGCGUGAUGGUGAUGAGUAUGUUAGACGUUACUCUCGCAAGUCCUUACGGGUCCUCGGAAGUGUAGGAGAGCCUAUAAACCCAAGUGCCUGGAGGUGGUUUUUCAACAUAGUUGGAGACUCGAGGUGUCCUAUAUCUGACACUUGGUGGCAAACUGAAACUGGGGGCUUCAUGAUAACCCCAUUACCAGGUGCUUGGCCACAGAAGCCUGGUUCUGCCACUUUCCCUUUCUUUGGAGUUCAGCCUGUGAUAGUGGACGAGAAGGGUAUUGAAAUUGAAGGUGAGUGCAGUGGUUAUCUGUGCGUGAAAAGCUCAUGGCCUGGGGCAUUUCGAACUCUUUAUGGUGACCAUGAAAGAUAUGAAACAACGUACUUUAAGCCAUUCCCUGGAUAUUAUUUUACUGGUGAUGGCUGUAGCAGGGACAAUGAUGGUUACCACUGGCUUACUGGAAGAGUGGAUGAUGUUAUUAAUGUUAGUGGACAUCGUAUUGGCACGGCAGAAGUGGAAUCUGCUCUAGUGUCUCAUCCUCAAUGUGCAGAAGCUGCUGUGGUUGGUGUAGAACAUCAGGUUAAGGGGCAGGGAAUAUAUGCAUUUGUUACUCUUGUGGAGGGCGUUCCUUACAGUGAAGAACUUCGAAAGAGUCUUAUAGUCACUGUGCGAAAUCAGAUCGGAGCAUUUGCAGCACCUGACAAAAUCCACUGGGCACCUGGCCUUCCAAAAACAAGAAGUGGAAAGAUAAUGCGACGAAUUCUGAGGAAAAUUGCUUCUAGGCAAUUGGAUGAACUGGGAGACACCAGCACGCUUGCAGAUCCAGGUGUAGUUGAUCAACUCAUUGGGUUUGCAGACUGCUGAAGCUUUUGCAAUUUUGAUCUCCAUGUGGUAUGUUUGACCUGCCUGCUUCUGCUUCCCGACUAAAGCAUCUUCUUACUUUUAACUUAUUAAGCCGCAGAUCGGUGAUGAUAGUUCAUUAUUGUUUUUGUUUUUUCUUUUUUUGUUGCCGUGUCUGUUGUUUUUUUACUUUGUUUUAUGGCAGUUUGUAUUCUUUGAAUAAUACCAGAUCUUUAUAUCAAUAUUCUUAAUCA